Podarcis lilfordi (Lilford's wall lizard) is the source of this 591-nucleotide messenger RNA. NCBI's taxonomy places the organism in Eukaryota, Metazoa, Chordata, Lepidosauria, Squamata, Lacertidae. The record is from the annotation of a GenBank genome assembly.
AUGGCGAAAGAGAUUUGUCCGGACGACUCUUUGAUAGGACACGUUGGGCAGCAAACUUCGGUCAUCUUCAAAGGGAUGAACAGGACUGGCAGCCUGGUUUUCCCAAUGAGCAAGAUGGGAGAGGCCUGCCCCGAGAGCUACCAGUAUGACCUGGUAAACGAUGGGGCCGUUCUGGAUUUAAGCACAACGUCCAGCAUCAAGUCGGAGGGCAGUGCUCAUUCCUCUUGGGAUUCUGACGGAGACAAUGAAGAAGGUCCUGGGGUUUUGGAGGACAGUGACGAAAGCUGUGAAAGUCCACCUUUGAUCCCGAAUGAAGACCUCUACCAAGACUGUUCUCUGAUGGAGAAGACUAACGAGAGUUUCUCAAGCAUACCUUCCAGUUUGCCAAUAACCUGCCACAUAUGCCAAAAAAGCUACAGUAAUAAAGGAACUUUCAGGGCCCAUUACAAAACAGUCCAUCUCCGCCAGCUCCACCAAUGCAAAGUCCCAGGUUGCAAUACAAUGUUUUCUUCUGUGCGCAGCAGAAACCGACACAGUCAAAACCCCAAUUUACACAAGAGCUUGAUCAGGUCAACAGCUAGCCCCCAGUAA